Messenger RNA from Quercus robur (English oak), 608 nucleotides. Its product is annotated as 40S ribosomal protein S28-1-like. The transcript is spliced from 2 exons. The record is from RefSeq and is a predicted model, not a curated record. Gene Ontology annotation, biological process: ribosomal small subunit assembly; translation; maturation of SSU-rRNA. Gene Ontology annotation, molecular function: structural constituent of ribosome. Gene Ontology annotation, cellular component: ribosome; cytosolic small ribosomal subunit. NCBI's taxonomy places the organism in Eukaryota, Viridiplantae, Streptophyta, Magnoliopsida, Fagales, Fagaceae. Bases 208 to 405 code for a protein of 65 amino acids.
UGACUGGGCUCAAUUUGGGAUGUGAAAAAGCUUGGACAAUUUGGCUUGGGUUUGAAAUUUGGGGCAUUUGAGUGGAUGUGUUUGUAGAUCUGGGAAAAAAAGAGAGUACAAAACAACCAAGUUGAAAAUGUUGCUAAAGGAAAGGAAGAGGGAUCUGGUGGCUAUGGAUUUCGAAAGGCGGUGGCAGCCGAUUGAGUUAGCGGCAAAAUGAAUUCUGACGUGAAGUAUGCAACUGUGAUAAAGAUUAUAGGGAGGACAGGAUCAAGAGGGCAGGUGACUCAGGUGAGAGUGCAGUUUAUGGAUGAAAGCAAGCGGCAAAUUACAAGGAACGUCAAGGGACCAGUCAGGGAAGGGGACAUCCUCGCCCUACUAGAGUCUGAGAGGGAAGCAAGAAGGUUGCGUUGAGGGGGCUCAUAUUUGGCCACCCAGUUAUUUCAAAUGUUUAGGCUAAUGCCACCAUUAGGUUGUCUGUCUUGAAUAAGAUUUUGCAUUGAACUCAAUAGUUUUGGUAUUUUACUUUCACAUUUCAUUUUAUUGACAUUUCAAUAUUUCAAUGGCACAUUUCUAAAUAUCAAUUACAUUACCAGGUAAGCUUGCAGCUUAACUAA